Molecule: messenger RNA, 875 nt
Organism: Myotis davidii
Lineage: Eukaryota; Metazoa; Chordata; Mammalia; Chiroptera; Vespertilionidae
Gene: APOM
Product: apolipoprotein M
Exons: 6
Coding region: 199-765 (188 amino acids)
Biological process (GO): high-density lipoprotein particle assembly; high-density lipoprotein particle clearance; cholesterol efflux
Cellular component (GO): low-density lipoprotein particle; very-low-density lipoprotein particle; high-density lipoprotein particle
Molecular function (GO): phospholipid binding; lipid carrier activity
Source: RefSeq, a predicted model, not a curated record
AGCAGAGGGGGAGGAAGGGGCAAACACUAAGUAAUCAAUGUUUGGAAAGCAAGGUUGAAGUUACUCAUUAGCAGGUAAAGGGUCAAGGGUCAAGGCAAAGGGGCUGGAAGCAGAGUGGACUGGCCAGCCCGUGGGGAAGAGAAUAGUGAAGGCACCAGCCACUCCACGAGGAACACACCAGCUCCCUGUUGCCUGAAGAUGUUCCACCAAAUUUGGGCGGCUCUGCUUUACCUCUAUGGCCUUCUCCUUAAUUCCAUCUACCAGUGCCCUGAGCCCAGUCACCUGACAACUCAGGAUGUGGACGGGAAAGAGUUUCCAGAGCCCCACCUGGGCCAGUGGCAUUUUAUCGCAGGGGCAGCUCCCACCAAGGAGGAGUUGGCGACUUUUGACCCUGUGGACAACAUUGUCUUCAACAUGGCUGCGGGCUCUGCCCCCACACAGCUCCAGCUUCGUGCUACCAUUCGCACGAAAACUGGGUCCUGUGUGCCCCGGGAAUGGAUCUACCACCUGACUGAAGGGAGCACAGACCUCAGAACUGAAGGGCGCCCCGACAUGAAGACCGAGCUCUUCUCCAGCUCCUGCCCAGGUGGGAUCAUGCUGAAGGAGACGGGCCAGGGCUACCAGCGCUUCCUGCUCUACAACCGCUCACCAUACCCUCCUGAGAAGUGUGUGGAGGAGUUCCAGUCCCUGACCUCCUGCCUGGACUCCAAGGCCUUCUUACUGACGCCCAGGAAACGAGAGGCCUGCAAGCAGUCCAGUGACUGACCUGUGGCUUCAUCUGUGCCCCCAGAUGUGUUUGGUGGGACUGAGAUUGUGGUGAAGAGAAGCCGGAGGUGCCCUUCUAAGGAGUAAUAAAGACGAUUUUUCAAUCCUCA